Drosophila takahashii is the source of this 1221-nucleotide messenger RNA. RefSeq names its product Odorant receptor 42a (gene Or42a). The record is from RefSeq and is a predicted model, not a curated record. Lineage: Eukaryota; Metazoa; Arthropoda; Insecta; Diptera; Drosophilidae. Gene Ontology annotation, biological process: detection of chemical stimulus involved in sensory perception of smell; sensory perception of smell. Gene Ontology annotation, cellular component: plasma membrane. Gene Ontology annotation, molecular function: olfactory receptor activity; odorant binding.
AUGGAGCUGCGACGAAUCUUUCCGGCCUUGUUUACCCAAUCGGAGAACUCCCCAGCUCGCUCACGGGACGCAACUCUAUACUUGCUACGCUGCAUCUUUCUUAUGGGUGUACGCAAACCACCUGCGAAGUUCUUCAUAGCCUACAUCCUCUGGUCUUUUGCCCUGAAUUUCUGCUCCACCUUUUACCAGCCCAUUGGUUUUCUCACGGGCUACAUCAGCCAUCUGUCUGAGUUUUCGCCGGGCGAGUUUCUCACUUCGCUGCAGGUGGCUUUUAACGCUUGGUCUUGCUCCACUAAAGUGCUUAUUGUGUGGGCGCUGGUCAAGCGUUUUGACGAGGCCAACGCCAUCCUCGACGAGAUGGACAAGCGGCUCACAGAGCCCAGCGAACGACUUCAGGUUCACCGCGCAGUCUCGCUUAGCAACCGUAUAUUUUUCUUUUUCAUGGCCGUCUACAUGGUUUACGCCACUAAUACGUUCCUCUCAGCGAUUUUUAUAGGAAGGCCGCCGUAUCAAAAUUACUAUCCGUUCCUUGACUGGCGGUCCAGCAGGAUGCACCUCGCUCUGCAGGCCGGCCUGGAGUACUUCGCCAUGGCUGGCGCCUGCUUUCAGGACGUCUGUGUGGAUUGUUACCCCGUAAACUUUGUACUUGUACUGCGCGCACAUAUGUCUAUAUUUGCGGAUCGUCUUCGGUGUCUUGGCACUGAUCCUGGGGAGAGCCAGGAACAACGAUACGAGCGUUUAGUUAUGUGCAUACAAGACCACAAAGUCAUACUGCGAUUUGUCGACUGCCUGCGGCCUGUGAUUUCUGGAACAAUCUUCGUGCAGUUCUUGGUAGUGGGACUGGUCCUGGGCUUCACCCUAAUCAACAUUGUUCUGUUUGCUAACUUGGGAUCGGCCAUAGCAGCGCUGUCUUUCAUGGCCGCUGUGCUCCUGGAGACGACGCCCUUUUGUAUACUGUGCAACUAUCUUACAGAAGACUGCUACAAGCUGUCAGAUGCCCUUUUUCAGUCAAAUUGGAUCGAUGGGGAGAAGCGCUAUCAAAAUACUCUUAUGUACUUCCUGCAGAAACUACAGCAACCGAUAACAUUCAUGGCCAUGAACGUAUUUCCAAUAUCUGUGGGAACUAAUAUCAGUGUCACCAAGUUUUCGUUCUCCGUGUUUACUCUCGUAAAGCAAAUGAAUAUAGCUGAUAAACUUGCGAAAACUGAAGAGGACGGGUGA